Molecule: messenger RNA, 445 nt
Organism: Closterium sp. Naga37s-1
Lineage: Eukaryota; Viridiplantae; Streptophyta; Zygnematophyceae; Desmidiales; Closteriaceae
Source: the annotation of a GenBank genome assembly
CACAAUUUCUCGGCACCUUGACGGCUCACCAUUUGGCAACGUGGUUUCUUUCAGUGAUGGAGCUCUUGGUAACUACAGAGGGACGCCCUACUUUUACCUCACGCCGAUGGAUCCCUCUGCUGCUGACGUGGCAGCAGAUCCUCGCGCCUCAUUGGCUGUCAGCGCCAUGCCUCUAGGCACAUGCGGUGAUGCGGACCCUGAAAGCCCGCUCUGCGCCAAGCUGACUCUUUCAGGACAGCUGCACCGUGUGCUCGACCCCGAAGAGCUCUUAUUCGCCGAACACGCCCUCUUCACUCGACACCCCGAGAUGCAGACUUGGCCGAAGGACCACCAUUUUCAAGUUUUCAAGCUUGUCCUCGCUAAUGUCUUCCUCAUUAAUGGCUUUGGUGGACCCAGGCACAUCACUGUAGAACAGUACUACAAGUGCAUCGUCUGGCAUUUCUGA